AUGGCGAUUAAUAUUUUACACAAAUUACGGGUCCCUUUUAUUGCAGGUCGUCGUAAUUUUUCCAAUGUUGGUUUCGUCGGUUUGGGCAAUAUGGGAAAUUACAUGGCUACUAAUUUAAUUAAAAAGGGAUAUAAGCUAACCGUCUAUGACAUUAAUAAAUCCGCGGUGAAAAAUUUGGUAGCAGCAGGAGCAACUGAAGCUGCAAGUGCUGCUGACUUGGCAAAAAAUUCACAAGUUGUUGUUACGAUGCUGCCAACUAAUGACCACGUUUGGGAUUCUUUUACUGCUAAAGAUGGAUUAUUAAGCUCGCUGCAAAAAGACACACUGUUCAUUGACAGCAGCACAAUAGACCCUUCAGUAUCUCAAAAAGUCUCUGAAGAAACUCACAAGCACGGAGCAAAAUUUAUCGACGGCCCAGUAUCAGGUGGUGUAGUAGGAGCGAGAGAUGCCACGCUGACAUUCAUGGUUGGUGGUCCAAAAGAUCAGUAUGAACGCGCGAAAUCUCUGCUAGAAGCAAUGGGCAGUCGGGUAGUCCACUGCGGAGAUGUAGGCAUGGGCCAGGUCGCGAAACUCUGCAAUAACAUGCUGCUGGCUAUCAGCAUGAUUGGAGUCUCCGAAGUGGUCAAUCUUGCCGACAAAUUAGGACUGGAUCCAAAAGUAAUGACAAGCAUACUUAACACCAGCACCGGCCGCUGCUGGUCUUCGGAAAUUUAUCCUCCAGUUCCUGGGAUCAUUUCUACAGUUCCCAGUUCUAAUCAAUAUCAAGGCGGAUUCAUGACUUCAUUGAUGACCAAAGACUUGGGGUUGGCUCAAGCAGCUGCGACACGCUCCAACACUCCAAUACCUCUUGGAUCAUUAGCUCACCAAAUUUAUCGCAUUCUUAUGACUCACGGUCUAAAAGACAAAGAUUUUAGUGUCGUUUAUCAAUAUUUAAAAAAUAGAACAGUAGAACGGGACUCUUCAGUAAAAAAGGAUGCAGCAGAGCGGUUGUCCGCAAUAAUACUCCUAAAUAAUCAAUUGUCAUCACAACGUGAUCAAACUACAUUCUUUUUCACCCGGUUCACCAUGGCACUGUCAUCCUCUCGAGAAACAGGUGUGGUAACAGUUUGCUUCGACAGUGUUAGGGUAGUGGUCCCAUGCGGGGACGGCAGCUUGCUAGUAAAAGACCUGAUGCGCGAAGCAAUAAUCCGUUACCGUAAAGCAACAGGAAAAUUAUCAACAGACGGUCCAGUGAUAACAAGCCUCUCCUCAUUGACCGGCGGAGGUUUACUGGACCCUGACGACAGAUUGUGCGACGUAGCGGACGACCGGGAGCAGAUAAUCGCGCACCUAGCCACGGGAGAUAACCACGGCGACGGAGCAAGUUCCGUUGGAACAAACAGCCCGGACUUCUUCGGGGAUAAAGAAGUGCGCUACCGUGACCACCGUACCCUGGGUAACAUAAAGCGCGAGAGCGUAAAGAGACUAUCAAUGCACGCUCUAUCUAACAGAGAGCAUAUGGCUUACAACGCGCUGUCGCUUCCCCGCGAAUUACGCAGGCGCGAGCCCUUAGGCCAAGACGCGCCAUCUUUUGAGCGUCCGGAGCGUACUGAGGUCCAGGAGAUUGUAAUUAAGAACGAACCUGGGCUCCUUGGGGUUGAUAUGAUGCCCUGCUAUGAUCUUCAGGGUAAUGACCAAGGAUUGAAGGUCCAGAAGGUUUAUCCUAAUGGCAGGAUAGCCAAAGAUGGGAGAAUUGAAGUUGAUGAUAAGAUUAUUGGGAUUAACGGGCAGAAUUUGCUAAGGUUGCACUUCCAAAAGGUCCAGGAGAUCCUCAGGUCUUGCACCAACGACCCCUGUUUGAAAAUUUCGGUAGUUAAGGCUAAAAAGUCUGAACCUGAGGAAUCGCAAAAGAAGAUUUCUUCUUACAAUGUCCUACAGAGUGCUAACACUAGAAAAAUUGGGCGGAUGAUUGAAAUUGAGCUUACUAAAGGCAGCGACGGCUUGGGGUUCAGUGUAACCACUAGAGACAACCCAGCCGGUGGUCAUAUGCCGAUUUACAUUAAGAAUAUCCUGACUAAAGGCGCUGCGGUCAAUGACGGACAGCUUAAAUCUGGAGAUAGGUUGCUUAAGGUCAAUGAUAUUGAGAUGACUGGCAAGAGCCAGGAUGAGGUGGUUAAUUUUCUAAGGAACAUUCCUCCAGGAGGCAAGGUUAGAAUUGUAGUUUCUAGACAAGAAGAUAGCUCUAGUAACCUAAACGAUUACAAUUGUAACUCUGGACAAAGAGAACAGGCUAUCCAACCUGUUCAAGAAUCUAGGUGGAAGACACCCAAUUCCUCACCCAGUAAAGAAAGGGAAGAAAAGAUUGAAGUUCUUAAGUCCCCUAAGAAGAAAGUUAAGCAUAUUAACUUAGACAUUCCAGUUUUUGAUUCCGAAAAAGCAGGAUUGGGUGUUAGUGUUAAAGGAAAGACUUCCAAUGAUCCUAACUUGAAUCAUGACCUAGGGAUAUUUAUUAAGAGCGUUCUGCAUGGUGGCGCUGCUUCUAGGGACGGAAGGUUGAUGACCAAUGACCAGUUACUAGAGAUUAAUGGGGAAUCCUUGUUAGGGUUGAGUAAUUCUGCAGCUAUGGAUACCUUAAGGCGGGCGAUGAUCAAUAGCAAGAGUGCUACCACUGGGAUAAUUAGUCUAAAGAUUGCGAGGCAAGUCUCGGGGAAUUUUGAGGAUAAGGUAUACCAAGAGGAGUUGAUUAGUGGAUUGGGUGGCUGCAAGGUGGAAACCGCUAACAGUAUUUAUAUUGAUGAUAAGGAAGGGAGAGACGGUUUGGAUAAUGGGAAUCUAAGUCCCGUUUGGAAUCCGGUUAUUGAUAGACUUACUGAGCAGUAUAAUAAGAAUUCUAGAAAUGAGAGCUAUUGUUUGGCUACCAAUAAGACCUGGAGGGAAUCUAUGAGCCACAAAUUGUUCACUCGAGCGGAAAAUAUUUUGUUAGAGGAUUCUAAUGAGAAAAGAGCUUCGGAUAAAGACAGUCAGUAUACGGACGAUCCGACUUAUGAUAGCCAAUUGUCGCUGGAGUUUCCUGAAUCUUCAGGGAAGUUUGCUAGAGAUGCUGUGGGGAGACAGAGCAUGUCCGAGAAAGGACACGCAACGUUAGACGCUAAAAAUACGGAUACUUAUAAGCGGAAUAAGAAGUUAAAGGAGAAUAAGGAAGAUGAAGACAAGCCGCCUUCUGCGGAAGUGGCAGCAGCUGCAGUUUCUAGGGAGAUCAAUCCGGGAAAUGAAAGCGGAGUGGUAACAGAAUCUACUUCCUUUGAAGCCACCAGGCGGCGCUUUGAGAAAAAGGCUAAUGAGACGGAGCUACAGGUUAUGAAGCCCAGGAAGCAUUGGUUGGUGGAUGAUGGGAAUACUUUUUAUUCUCAAGGAAGGGAAGAAGGGGGCUUCGAUAAUUCUAGGGGAGAUGUUAAACAGGCUUCCCUUAAUGCGCUGGAUAAAAGGAGCAAGAAGAAGGGAAAAGUUUCUGCGAUUUUGAGACUGGUUAAGAAUCGCAAGAGUCUUAAUUUAGGGGAUAAUAUUGACUCGAGGGAUAAUAAUAAUUAUAUGAUAAUUCUAAAAAUCCGUCAGCAAGUCGACGUGGUCCAAAAGCGAUUCCGUGGAAAAAUAAAUAUCACCAAGCCUAAAAAAUUGCACUACACUCGUGCAGUAGUGCACGAAUUCGUGACACCAUUCUACCCGGCGACACGUCCACCAACACCAAUCUGGGAGCUCUGCGAGAAUGCCAACAAGAAAGAUAAAGCCUUGAAAGCUCCGCAUCCUUACGACCAGAUUCUCGCCAGAGAAUGCUUGAACUGGUACAACAAUUCCCGUAUGAUCGCAUUUCUCCACAUGAACCCCACCAAGGCGAGAGACGAGCUCGACAUGAGAAUCCAGCUUCGCAAAUCUAAUAUGUACCUAAAGUAUUACGGAAAGUCUAUCUACAAAUUGGCGCUGGAGAACUCAAGGUUUGAAGCAGUGAUGCCCCUGUUCUGCUCUCCAGCAAGAAUUAUUUUCACUGGAAUCCUGGACGGAGUCCUCUUGAACAUCAAGGACUUUAUGAAGUACGGUUCCAUGAACCUCGAUCUGGAACGCGCAAAAUUAGUCCAGACUAUCCAGACAGCAGCAGGCGCGAAUCUUUGCCGGCAAUUAAAUCAUCAUCCUUCAACUUUUGUCUCGCGAUUAGAAGCAAUCGCUAAUAAGGAUAAGGAUAACUGA
Molecule: messenger RNA, 4218 nt
Organism: Cotesia congregata
Lineage: Eukaryota; Metazoa; Arthropoda; Insecta; Hymenoptera; Braconidae
Source: the annotation of a GenBank genome assembly